Messenger RNA from Spodoptera frugiperda (fall armyworm), 1531 nucleotides. Lineage: Eukaryota; Metazoa; Arthropoda; Insecta; Lepidoptera; Noctuidae. The record is from the annotation of a RefSeq genome assembly.
CGAAAAUGACUUUAUUCAACAAAUCAUAAAGAUAUUGGAACAUUAUAUUUUAUUUUUGGAAUUUGAGCAGGGAUAGUAGGUACUUCUUUAAGUUUAUUAAUUCGAGCUGAAUUAGGGACUCCAGGAUCUUUAAUUGGAGAUGAUCAAAUUUAUAAUACUAUUGUAACAGCUCAUGCUUUUAUUAUAAUUUUUUUUAUAGUUAUACCUAUUAUAAUUGGAGGAUUUGGAAAUUGACUUGUACCUUUAAUAUUAGGAGCCCCUGAUAUAGCUUUCCCACGUAUAAAUAAUAUAAGUUUUUGACUUUUACCCCCAUCUUUAACUUUAUUAAUUUCUAGUAGCAUUGUAGAAAAUGGAGCAGGAACUGGAUGAACAGUUUACCCCCCCCUCUCCUCUAAUAUUGCUCAUGGUGGUAGUUCAGUAGAUUUAGCUAUUUUCUCACUUCAUUUAGCUGGAAUUUCAUCUAUUUUAGGAGCUAUUAACUUUAUUACUACUAUUAUUAAUAUACGAUUAAAUAAUUUAUCAUUUGAUCAAAUACCUUUAUUUAUUUGAGCUGUAGGUAUUACUGCAUUCUUAUUAUUAUUAUCUUUACCUGUUUUAGCCGGAGCUAUUACUAUAUUACUUACUGAUCGAAAUUUAAAUACAUCAUUUUUCGAUCCUGCAGGAGGAGGUGAUCCUAUUCUUUAUCAACAUUUAUUUUGAUUUUUUGGACAUCCUGAAGUAUAUAUUUUAAUUUUACCGGGAUUUGGUAUAAUUUCUCACAUUAUUUCUCAAGAAAGAGGUAAAAAGGAAACAUUUGGAUGUUUAGGUAUAAUUUAUGCUAUAUUAGCAAUUGGUUUAUUAGGAUUUAUUGUUUGAGCUCAUCAUAUAUUUACUGUAGGAAUAGAUAUUGAUACACGAGCAUAUUUUACAUCUGCAACAAUAAUUAUUGCUGUACCAACAGGUAUUAAAAUUUUUAGUUGAUUAGCUACUUUCCAUGGAACUCAAAUCAAUUAUUCCCCAUCUAUUUUAUGAAGAUUAGGAUUUGUAUUUUUAUUUACUGUAGGAGGAUUAACAGGUGUAAUUUUAUCUAAUUCUUCUAUUGAUAUUACUUUACAUGAUACUUACUAUGUAGUUGCUCAUUUCCACUAUGUUUUAUCAAUAGGAGCUGUAUUUGCUAUUUUAGGAGGAUUUAUUCACUGAUAUCCAUUAUUUACUGGAUUAUCUUUAAAUCCUUAUAUAUUAAAAAUUCAAUUUUUUAUUAUAUUUAUCGGAGUAAAUUUAACUUUCUUCCCACAACAUUUUUUAGGAUUAGCAGGUAUACCUCGUCGAUAUUCUGAUUAUCCUGAUUCUUAUAUUUCAUGAAAUAUUAUUUCAUCAUUAGGAUCUUAUAUUUCAUUAUUAGCAAUCAUAUUUAUAUUAAUUAUUAUUUGAGAAUCUAUAAUUAAUCAACGAAUUUCUUUAUUUACUUUAAAUUUAUCUUCUUCAAUUGAAUGAUAUCAAAAUUUACCACCAGCUGAACAUUCAUAUAAUGAAUUGCCUAUUUUAAGUAACU